UUUUCAUUUUCUCCCUAUAGGUACGUCUGUUUAUCCAUUGUUUACGUAGGAAUGUAACACAAUAGUUCUACACACUUACAGAUUUAUAAGAAUUCUAUAUUUUUCUAGAAGUACGUAAACAAGCCAGCGGUAUAGGAGACCUGUUGUUUACCGACGUUUCAGGACGUCUGCAGUAUACUACAGGCCACAGGCACAUAUCGUCGGAGGAUUGUAGUCAUCGCUCUCACUCUGAGCGUGAACACGGAGAGAAGUGAAUGUGUUGCUCUGGUUCCUAUGGUGGAUUAUGACUGUGUUGAUUCCUACGUGUGUACAGUACAGGGAUAUAGACUGCACAAGGAUUUAUCUUCAUAAACCAAGAUCGUUAACAUCACCAGCCACGAUCAACAAGUGCCAGAUUGGUUUUCACGUUUUGUUCUCAUCUUAACCACGUGACCUGGAAUCAUACCAAGAUGUGGCGUAAUAAGCGGGAAAACAUUCCUGUGACCGCGAUAGUCAGCUCCUCGCGCCAUACUCGUUUGUAAAGGGAGUAUAUUUUCGUAUUUUGUGGAACCCUGUUUGAGUAACACAUGUGUGUGUAUUGUGUCAAAGCUCAGAAUCUAAAGUGCAGGAGCAUUUAAUUUAUCUUAAGUCGACCAGGAUACUGCAACAUUUAUUAGGAGUGGUUGUUUUUCGUGACGUCACACUUCCUUUACAAUAGGAAAUCAAAUUAGUGCAUAAACCACGUGGAGGAUUUUUAUAUAUCUGAAGGAUAACCACAGUUUUAUCCCCACACAUCAUUAAAUUGUGAAAUAUGAAAUUACCAUGUGUAUUGAGAAUUGUAAAGUGUAUUCUUUGGAAUAAACACACUAAUUAACAUGUCUGAGAAGGAUGCAUUUCAAAUUUAAAGAUGGUCUAUUUGUAAUCUGAAGGCAGAUCUACAAAAGGUUGUGUGCGUACAACUAUUUUACAGUAAACUUUUCUAUUUUGAGGUUUUUAUCGAUGGCACAUACUGCAACAAUGCCGACUAAAAAUGACGUCAUGUGCGAUUCGUUUGAGCGGGAAAAUCCCUACUGUACGACAGAGGACAUUAUAAGGUUACGGAACAGUGGUCAGGUCAAGGAAGGAAUUAAACAUUUAAAGGAAAAAUAUGAUUCUGUGGCUAAAUUCGGGCCUCAAACAACAUCGAAUGGAACCGCAACAGAAGACCAGUUGGUUAAAAGGCGGGAAAACCCUACCAUUGAAGUAUCCGAACCGGCCCAAUCGUCCUCAUCACAGGGCUCGAGCUACCGACCGGUGAGUUUUACAGAAGGCGUCACGGAACAGGAUAUUCUACAAGUGGAUACGUUCUUCAAAAGUCAUAAAACUGAUGUGAUUGUUUGCAAUUGUCUUGCCAAUUUAUAUUUCGGAAAAGUCAUGGGUGGAAAAGAUCAUUGGAAAUUCGCCAUGACCGGAAUUCCAGUGCUUGUACUUGAUACUGGUGAGCACCACCGGAAGCGGAGAUUACAGAUUGUGCUGUCCGAAAAAGGCAGCGGAUUUAUUUUGUGGAAAAAUAAGAUAGACCAUUUGUCGAAUUAUUCCGCGUCUCAUAUUAACUUCCACACUCUCCAUCUUAUGACCGACCAUACACGGCUGGCGGGACUCAGUUUCGAUGACGGAAGCGCGGCAACGGAAUUCUUUAACGCGCUCUCAAAGCUGACGUCUGAUCCGAAUGACGAACUUUUCAAUAUCAGCAAGUCAAAGAAAAAGAAGAAGUCGCAAAAAAGUAAGCAAAAGUUUAAAGCUCCAAAGAAAACUGAGAUUUCACAGCCGUGCUGCUUCGUACAUGUGACAAAGCUUGAGAAACCAUUGAACGAACUUUCGUUGGUUUCCGGCCCGAUGGGUUUCGAACAUUCUUCGAAAUCCCCCGAAGAUGAUCGAGAUGAUAAUGAAAUGUCUAGUCGAGUUGGUAGCAAACUAACGCUGACGAGUGAGAGUACAAGUUCCGGUAUAUCGGAGGACAUCCGGUCAAAUGACCAAUGACACUCCGUGUAACAUUGUUAAUUGAAUGUUUGAAAUAGACGUCUGUUAUUGGAGUUAACAUGUUUCUGGUGCUAAUUUUAGUCGCGUCACUGCGAUGAUUGCUGCGUAUAGUCCAAAACGAAGAACGUUUCAGUGACUUAUGCUAAUGAUUGGCGGUUAUAAACUUAGAUAUUUUCCCAUUUUCCCUAUAAAUAACAGCCCAGUUUUGAACAAGCCUUGUACAUGCCACUCUUUGAUAGACUGUUAUGGCCAAAAGUCAUACCAUGUGUACAAUACUUAUAUGAUCACAUAAACAAUGCAAUAUUACUGCAAAUCUCUUAUCUUUGGUGAGCAAUUAAAUUUCGGGGGAAAAGGAAGAGCACACAUUAGUUUGUAUAAAUGUAAUUAAAAGAUAUCAAGUAAUAUAAUCAUAACAACGUACUUAAAUUGAAACCAAACAUCACUGCGUAGAUAGUUUAUCAAGUUAAUACGAUAUGUUCAUGUAACAAUGAAAAUAAAUGACUCGUGGAAAGUAAAAGAUUUGCAGUAAGUUACCUGAUAUAAUACUGAUAUUAAUACAUAUUCAGCUUUCGCAUUUCAGCGUUAUUUUCUGUAAUCAUUAAUGCAUGUGUAGCGAAGUUGGUCUGGGUCGAUCGCCGGUGACAAGUGGAUUAGUUGGUUUGUAGAACGUCUGGGCGUUGCUUUUUCCCUUCCCCUUUCCAAUUUUGCGUCUCCCUAAAUAUACCCAUGGAUUGGUACAGAGUCACGUGCUUCUUCGGAGUCAAAUACGUUGCUGAGAGAGGAAGAAAUUUAGCGGAACCGACUGGGUCGAUCAAAUGCCUAUACAGUUUCCGUCUAAAGUUUGGAGGUUCCGCAUAUGAAUCCCAGUCUGGCCUUUUUUCCCUUUGCUUUGAUUUAUGAAUGGAAGUGGAAGGAAAACAUGUAGUUAUUGAGGGAGGCACUAAAAAUUUGUAUUAAUCUGAUUAAAACCAGAUAUUUUAUUCCACUCCGAUACUCUACUUUCCAGUCAAAGGGGCGUUGUGAGUCGGGAGUGGAAUAAACUACAUGGUUUCAGUCAGAUUGUGUCGCUAUUGAGUUAACUACUAUAUGUAUAAUAACUCACUGACGACAUACUGUCUCAGGCGGUUACAAUAAGAAAAACAUUAAACGUAGUUUCAGGAAGUUGUAGUAAAAAACAAAUUAACUAUGUCCUCACAAACAUUUCCUUAACAAGUAGGAAUCGGAUAAGAACUGACCUCGUACUUUUACUGGGAACAUUGAAACUCUGCUUUGGCUUGUAAAAUUCCUCUGCAAUAAAUAUUGAAUUUAACAGACAUGUCUAAUUGAAUCUGUGCCAAAAUAGAAUUUUCUUCAGAAAAAAAUGGGGCUACUUGGAAAACCAAGAGCUGUUUGUCUGUGAUGGUGCACAGGGUAUAGGGGCGUGCUUGUACUCGCGUUCCCUCAGGUAGUCGUAACGGGGAACCAUCAAAAAUCAACAUACCUGCAUAUACAUCAUACAUACCUAUAUAUACCUGCAUAGUCACUUACUCGUCUGUAUCAAAGGAUGUUUAAUGUGAAAGGGUCUUUCAGAAAGUAACAUCGUUUGUUGUAGAAAACUUAAAAGGUAACUUUAAUUAAGAUAUUUGGUAUACAAGAUAUCAGAUUUGAUAAAAAAAAAAAGAUCUAGUGGCUAUUCGAUCGGAAAUGAUUUACUUAUAUCAAAGACGUGCACUUGUUCCGUAUGUGUAUAAUUCUUUGGUACGUGUUUUACCUAUUACACGGAGAAGUGGAUUGGAGAUGCGCGAGUAUGUAUACAAAGCUGUUUGAUAGCUGUUUGAACCCGAAGUAUGUAGUCUAAACAAAGUUACGGCUAAACCUUAAAAUAGUGGGUAUGGAAGUCUGGGAAGUGUAACUGCCGGGACAUGCUCAAAACCCGAUCAUGUACGGAAUGGAACAGAAUUUCCGGAAACAUUGAUUUUGGCUCACAGACGCUUUUUGUUUAGAAAGCUGCAAAUGAAAUGCAUUAAGGACGGUUUACGCAGACAGUAAGCAUAGCCUACGUCCUCUUUAGACCUGAUAUACUCGCCACUAUACAGGAACUGAAACCUAGGACUUACAAACAAAUAAUUAGAUGUUGAUCUCCUUAAAAAAGAAGUUAUACAGAGCAACAAAGUCAUAGAGCCCAGACACGUUAAUGAAACUAUAAUGAGUACAAAUCGAAUAGUUAUACGUUCUUAUGACAAGUGUACUAUAAUGCUUUAGCUCAAAUUUUCCUGGUAUUUCAAUAAAAGUACAAUACAAUUGUAUCGCUGACUUCGUGUCCUAACAAAAAAGAUAUUGCUUUUGACUCACAAUAAGGAAACUUCAGAGUUACUGUAACGCCACAAGGAACAAUGUCCAUUGUUCGUUAUUUUUUCACACCAAAUUUUGAUUCGUCGGUUCAGUGUGAAAAUAGCAAAUUGUACCACCGAAAUACCAAACUUUUAUUUUCAGUUUGAAACCGAAUAUAAAUGUAGUAAUCGCUACGUCCUACCUUAGUUCGGUAAAGCACGUGCUGUGUAUUGUUCUGAGAUGGUAUGUUUAUAAUGUUAAGUAAUCAGUGGCAUUCAAUCCUACAACAGGAUGCAGGAAGAACUGACUUCAUUGAUCAUAACUGUUUUGUGACGAGCCACACACGAACAGUCGGUAGCAGGCAUUCCUAUUUUACACAGCAAGACACUCUUGUUGUCGUUGUAAAAACAUACCGAAUCCAACCCUAACCCUGGUAGUUUUGACAUGCUCUUUAGUUUUAUUUAAUUAUUUAAUGCCGUUUGCAUGUCUUCAGACGUCAUAUGGCAUUGAAAAGAAUACCUCUAGAGGUUAUAAAACAUUGGGUUGGUAAACUGAUUAUUUAAAGAGCACACACAGUUAUGACCGGUAAAGAAUUAUUACAUCUGGAGAAAAGUAGAAAAAAGGGAACAUGGCGUGGAACAUCUCAAUGGUAAACAAAUCUAGGAUGUUAUUCCGAGAUUUGAACCAAGAUUGGACGAGACAGGAACACUGGCAGAGAAUAUUGAUGUUUGCCUAUCUCAGAUGUCUAAUCGUAAAAGCUUCUCAAUCUGGGGCUGCAUUGUGCAACUACAUUGGCAGUUUUCUGUUUCACGAUUCCCCUGAGAAAAAAUCAACGGGUAAGAAAUCCGUUUCUCAACCGUUCGGAUGUGCCUAAGCUCUAAAUUAAUGUGCAGACCGCGCCAACAUUCCUGAAACUAAUUAAAUGUCGGUUUUGUGAUUCAUUCCAUGUUUUUAAUUGAACAAUUUGAGUGCCUUGGAGAAAUCGUCAACCGCUUCAGUUUCUGUCAUUCUCAAAUGACCUUGAAAAUUGUAAUUGAUUUGAUGGAUACUUUCAAAAUGAUCAUUUGAACUCGUCAAUGACGUCAGUCGUACGUCUCUAUAAGGUGAUUUAUACUUUUACAUAAAAAUGCAAGGUCGUUUGCAAAAUAUAUUUUUUUGAAUAAUAAACGCAUGUUUUAACUACAAUUGCCCUUUCCAGGCCAUCCGCUAAACGGCAGAGGUAUUAGCUAAUUAACACAUUCAUCCGCGAUAAAGUACCAUAACGGAAGCUUAAAAUUACCAGUUGAUUAGUUUUACGAACAUUCAGUUUCAAUCCAAUUAGAAAAGUCCCUAUUUUAUUCUAAAUAUUUAAAACAAAUUUGGUUACAGUGCUGUUGACACAGCAGUGAUUUUUUUUAUCCGCAAACUUAUCAUCUCGAAAAAAAUCCCUACUCAUUUGAUAAUGACAUAGACACUUGUGAUAGAAAAAAGCUCCACAGCUCGUUUAAACAUUGAUUAUCACUUUUUUUCGUCAAAGUAAUUUUCACAUUUCAAAAAGAGAUGAAAAAAACGAAAACAACCGAUUUGAAUUAUAUAAACAUGCUACAUGUAUCUACAAUAAAGACGAUCUGUGAGUCACACAGAACAUUGGUUAACAGCGAACUAUUUAUAAAAUAACGAAAGGAACCAACUACAACAACGUCCCAGAAUAAUAAACCCUUGUACUUCCGGUUUCAAGAUUGUCUCAAUAAGGUUACUGUUAAAUAACUCCAGUGUUUUGUGAUUGAGAAAUAUAUGCACAAUAAGCUGAUAUCAUACCGUAAACGGUUAACGACCAUAACGUUCGAACUGUAGCAUUAACUCUGCCGACUCUACUUUCAGUUGAAAAGCACGAGAGAGAAUAUUUGUUUACAAAUGGCAUUUACAUCUGUGCUCCUUGAAUUAUUGAUUUAAAGUUGUUCUGGGUCAUACAAAUGAGCUAACCUCCCAUAGAACUUAAACAUGGUACGAGAACAGAGUGCGUGUACGCUGUUAGGGCAAGUAAAACAUUCAUGUGAAGAUGGUCGUAGUACAUCCCCCAUCAAUAAUUCAUGAACAGUUUUCUUAUUUCUUAGUGACAUCAUCCCCGUCUCACACAGUUUCCCACAGUAAUUGUUUAAUAACCGCACAGUAAACAGGGAUGAUUGUAAACAGGAAAUGUUCCAGUCUCUCCCUAAAACCAGGGUAGUCUCCUAUACAUCUGUGUUUACUGUCACUCACAGACUCGCAGAUGUAGUGAUCUAAAGAAAUCCAUCACGUAUGUCUAGUAAGUUAUCCUUGGUAUUAUCUAGUGACAUUUAUCUUCAUGAAAUGAUUGAAUUUGCAUUCCAACACUCCGAUAUAUUACCGUAAUUAACACACAAAACUUUAUUUAUAAACUCGAAAUACUUUCCAGAUGAGUCAAUUACACGUGAUUCCCAGAAGCCGUGAGCAGUGGUCAUAUUUCAUUUUUCUAACCGAUUCCCUAUCUUGCCACUUUCAGUUGGAUAACGAGGCUCACCUGUUUUAAGUUUAUAUUUUUAUGUUAAAACGGGGAGGGAGCAUACCAAACGUAUCGACUGAAACACCUGUUCUACACCGUAUGAAUGAUUUAAUGGGGGUUUCUGUAUAAGGUGUUUGUAGUUUACACCGUAUGAAUGAUUUAAUGGGGGUUUCUGUAUAAGGUGUUUGUAGUUUACACCGUAUGAAUGAUUUAAUGGGGGUUUCUGUAUAAGGUGUUUGUAGUUUACACCGUAUGAAUGAUUUAAUGGGGGUUUCUGUAUAAGGUGUUUGUAGUUUACACCGUAUGAAUGAUUUAAUGGGGGUUUCUGUAUAAGGUGGUUGUAGUUUAAUUGGAACAAAGAAACAGAUCAAUAUUUGAAUCAAAAACUGAACAGUUAUCUCUUCAUCGAGUGCGCAGAAUAAAAUCUUUUUGUGACACGAAGCAGUUCGUCAGUAGGGAACAAAAAUCAAUUCAUUUUAUAGACGGAACGUUUUCCUAAGCUAUAGUGAUAUCUCAUUGGACACAAUGAUAUUAACAUCACUGUUCAGAUUCCAAUUAAAUAAGAUGAACACAAAUGGAUAUGUUUUCGUUUACUGCUACAACACCGAGGCACGUAGGACUAAAAUAGAAACAUCACGGGCGUUACUAAUAUAUAUAAGUGCAAGCAGAUCAAUAACAAGAAAAACAUUCUUGAAUUUGUGCUCAUUUCUUUUUCAUAAAAACCCAGAAUGUCGAAUUUCAAUCAAUUUUAUCAGCAGUGUUUUUCCCCCAAUCAUCGCCCGACGAGGUUUCGGAAUACUCUGUUUGUAAGAUACAUUAUUGUAUACAAACUUUUCCAAUAAAAUGUUUCCAAAAUUGUGAUAAGGAAAGAUAUAUUUGUACUGAGAAUUGAAAUCCCCCUUUUUCCUGACAGAAAUGAGCCUAUUUUACUGUUCCUACAUGUAUACUACCACGGACCUAGUUUCCGUGUAAUACUGAUGUCUAAGGAACGGUUAUCGAGGGGCUGAUGACUAAACGGUUCAUUAGGUCACGGCACGGCACGGCUCCACAAGUCCAGAUCGAUAUUUACAAUGCAGACAGAACGCCACCAGUUUUAUACAUCUCAUUAUACGCUACUGCAGUGGUCAGUGAUCAUGAGGGUUGCUGAUGUUGAGGUGUACAGCGCCAUGACGAUUGGAUGAGAGAGUAUUUUAUAAGUGAAAAGUGUGUCGUGCUAAUGGGUGCCUUGUAAAAGUAUAAUUAUUUCCAGUCAUAUUUGUUCAAAGUUUAAACGAUGAUUUAAAUCUUGAUUUACGAGUUUACUGGAAGCGUAUCAUAUUUGUCUCCCUUUCAAGAACUGUUAACAGGUGUGUCAGAGUUAUCUUUCUUGUGUAAAGCCCCGCUGCAUUGCCAAUAGUUAAGUUUUAAAUCAUUUUAGCUUGUAUAUGUUGCUAUGCAAUUAUCAUCUGCGAAUUAAAAUUGUUUAUCUAUUAAAA
Molecule: messenger RNA, 8283 nt
Organism: Mizuhopecten yessoensis (Yesso scallop)
Lineage: Eukaryota; Metazoa; Mollusca; Bivalvia; Pectinida; Pectinidae
Exons: 2
Coding region: 979-1998 (339 amino acids)
Biological process (GO): regulation of transcription by RNA polymerase II
Cellular component (GO): nucleus
Molecular function (GO): RNA polymerase II cis-regulatory region sequence-specific DNA binding; DNA-binding transcription factor activity, RNA polymerase II-specific
Source: RefSeq, a predicted model, not a curated record